Synchytrium microbalum is the source of this 324-nucleotide messenger RNA. RefSeq lists its product as uncharacterized. Bases 1 to 324 code for a protein of 107 amino acids. The record is from RefSeq and is a predicted model, not a curated record. Lineage: Eukaryota; Fungi; Chytridiomycota; Chytridiomycetes; Synchytriales; Synchytriaceae. The transcript has 2 exons.
AUGUCAUUCAUCGGAUCAUCCGUGGGAGGAGCCAUCUUCUCAGCAACUGCAUAUCAUUUAUUUCGCACAAAGAUGGCUUCAGAUGUGUUAUUUGCUCAACAGUCGCUACUGAGUUCACAAACAGAACUGGAAUUGACCACACCAAAUCCAUCAUCCGCAUCAACCACGAAAUCGCUUCUCCAACAACGACCAGUGAAAACACCAAUCUCGAAAGCGUUUGAUAGGCUGACAGCCUUCAUAAAGACUCCGCCAAGUGACGUUACAAAACAUCGGUGGAAUGAAAUCAUUGAAAAAGUGAAUAGUCUGGUAACUGGCCGAUGGUAG